Molecule: messenger RNA, 702 nt
Organism: Pipistrellus kuhlii (Kuhl's pipistrelle)
Lineage: Eukaryota; Metazoa; Chordata; Mammalia; Chiroptera; Vespertilionidae
Gene: PLLP
Product: plasmolipin
Exons: 4
Coding region: 122-670 (182 amino acids)
Biological process (GO): myelination
Cellular component (GO): membrane
Molecular function (GO): structural constituent of myelin sheath
Source: RefSeq, a predicted model, not a curated record
CUCCUCCGAAGCCGCGCGCAGCCCGGAGCGGCGGCCGGAGCGGGUCCCCCGGGAGGAGCGCGCGGGAGCCGGUCCCACCGCGGAGGGGCGGCGGCGGGGACCUCGGGCCGAGCGGGGCGCGAUGGCGGAGUUCCCGUCCAAAGUGAGCACGCGGACCAGCAGCCCCGCGCAGGGCGCCGGCGCCGCGGCCUCCGCGCUGCGCCCGGACCUGGGCUUCGUGCGCUCCGCCGUCGGGGCGCUCAUGCUGCUGCAGCUGGGGCUGGGGCUGCUGGUGUGGGCCCUGAUCGCCGACACCCCAUACCACCUGUACCCGGCCUACGGCUGGGUGAUGUUCGUCGCCGUCUUCCUCUGGCUGCUGACAAUCGUCAUCUUCGUCCUCUACCUGUUCCAGCUGCACUCGAAGCUGUACAUGGUGCCCUGGCCGCUGGUGCUGAUGGCAUUUAACGUGGGCGCCACCGUGCUCUACAUCACCGCCUUCAUCGCCUGCGCCGCUUCUGUCGACCAGACGUCCCUGAAGGGCACCGGGGCGUACAACCAGCGGGCGGCCGCCUCCUUCUUCUCGUGCUUAGUGAUGAUCGCCUAUGGAGUGAGCGCUUUCUUCAGCUUCCAGGCCUGGCGAGGAGUAGGCAGCAAUGCGGCCACCAGCCAGAUGGCUGGCGGCUACGCCUAAACCAGCCGACCACGGCCCGCCGUGGGGCUGAA